AUGAGUGCAUCACUGGUUCCAAGUGAGCCAUGUUACACCCAGCUGCAGGACAACAGAAAUGAAAUAAAAAAUAACAAUGAAAGCAUAAUAAGUAUGGGAGAUACAAAUGCCAACCAAAUUAUGACAAAGGUCAGAAGCACUGAAGGGGAAGUCAAGAGAUGUGAUUUGACAACUGAUCCUGGAAGUGUGCAUACUGGUGGGUCAGAGAACAUUACGCAGUUGGAUACAGAGCAGAAUAAAUUUGUGGUCUUUAAGGAAUCUCAGAUUUGUGACAUCAAUGUACAAGAAUUUAGGUUGCCUUCUACCGUAAACAGGGAAUUGGAUAAAGAUUACAAGACUGAUGAAGUUAAGGAUACUUCAAAGAAUAUUCGUAUUAGCCGAGGAAAAAGUCUGUCUAAUUUGAAGAGCAGUGCAAAUGAUACCAGUUCAGGGGUUCUUUCAAAAGAUGAUGUUGAAUUUACCCGGCAUAUUUCUAAGGAUAAAAUGAUCAGGACCAUGGAGGCUGAAGGAAUAAAAAGGCUUUCUUUGGGAAGAUCAAGUAAAUUUUCUACUAAAACAGAAGCAUUUUCAAAAGAACGUGUGUCGUGUAAACGUUCACUUUCUGCAUCACUGGAUUCCAUUGAUACAUCACAUCAUUUGAUUGGUGAUACUGAGAAAUCACAGAAAACACCAGCGGAUCAUUUUCUAGGUAUGGUUUUUCAUCCACUUGACAAUACCUCAGAGGAAAAUAUGGUGUUUUAUUCAAAACCAUCUACCUCAGAGAACAAGAAAGUAAAUAUCCCAGAGAGCCAAAUGGAUGUGGAAGAUGUACCAAAUGUUAACAGCAAAAGCACACUGCAUCCUACUCACAUAGAUCUAAAUUUAAGUGGUAAGCCCAGUGAAGUCUCUAGUAAGUCAGAAGCACAACUAGGUCAGGGUCAUACAAGUAAAAAACUGGAGCUAAAACAUCCACCACUUGUACCAUCUAAGAACAUUUGUCAACAAAAAAUUGAGAGAAUUAUGUUGGUCGAAUUUCUAGGAUGUCAAAGAGAAGAAAGUACAUUAGUACAAGAGAAGAAAGGAUGUGGAGCUGAAGUGUCCAAAAUGCAAGCUCCCCAGUUUCAAGACUUUUGUAGUAAAGUAGGGGAUCCACUCUUAAACCAAGUGGUAGCCUAUGCUGAGGACAGACUACGAAGUGGUAAUAACACCUGCCCUGGGUUAGGAAGAGGAAGUAAUGAUGAUGAAAGCAGGGCAGCUUAUCAAGGUCGUCAGGAAUACAUAACAGACAAAGAAAUUGGAUCUGUAUUUGAUAGCAAAUCGAGUGGCAAACUAACACCUACAAGAAAUAGAAACUUACUUGAAGCUGGUACAAGUUGCAUUCAAACAGUUGGUGGGCAUAUAUCUUUUCUACACAACGUUAGUCUCCCUUACAGCAAAACCAUGAAAGUUAAUGAGAAUAAACUAAUGCUAGUCAAAGGGAACGCUGAAAACACCACAGUGUCUGCCUCUGAUCUCUCAGAUCAACACAGAGCACUUAGUACAGACACAAUGUCAAACGAACAGCCAAACAACCAGGAUAGUGAUGUGGAAACUGCAAGCUUUUCAGUUCAGAAUAAAAAGACAGCUAUUGCAAAGAAAUAUCUUUCAGAUGAAGCAUCAGAGAGUUAUAAAAUUUCAGCAAGGGCUGAUGCCUUUUUCUGUGUCCCAACUUCCUUGCGCCCAGUGGCAACUGUGAAUGUUAAUAAUCAGCCCACAAUUUCAAACAGCAAUUUAAAGGAACUUUAUGCACUUCAUGUUGACAAGCUGUCACCCUCCUCAGUCCUACCUCCCAUUGACAGUACCCAGUUGUUAAACAUAUCCCCUAAAGUGCCUAUCAAGACUGCUGUGAACAGUGGAAUCCCCAAACCAAUCCUUGUGCAUUCCAAGGGCUCCCUUACAGCCAAGGGUGAUGCGGAGAGUGACAGCAGUGAAAAGCCUGAAGAAAACAUUGAGAUAAAACCGGUCAUACCCAAACCCAAACACGUGAGACCUAAGAUCAUCACUUACAUUAGAAGAAAUCCUCAGUCUAUAGACCAUCUUGACUCUUCCUUUGCCUCAACUGAGCUGCCGUAUGGUCCCCCUGUGUGUGGUAUGCCCAUGGCAAAAGAACAGCAGAUAUUGAGUGGUGGGGAUAUUAAACCAUCUAACAUUCUGUAUGACAAAUUUAAACCCGACUUGCAGAAGCCAAGAAUCUAUGGUUCGGGACUUGUGGUAUCUGGCAUUAAACCCCCGGGGCAUCAUUUUGGUCAAAUGAGUGAAAAGUUUUUACAGGAGGUUGGGAAAAGGCCUAUGAAAGAAGAAUUCUGUUCUCCACCAUAUACCCACUAUGAGGUAUCUCCAAGUUUUUAUCGAUCUGCCAUGAUACUUAAACCACAGUUAGGACUGGGUGCAGUUUCCAGGUUGCCCUCUGCAAAAAGUAGGAUUUUGAUUGCAAGUCAAAGAUCCUCAGAUAGCUGCCUCCAUCAGCCAGGACAAAUAACAAAUGCUUCCAGCCUUUAUCAUCCUGAGGCUUCAGUUGAUCUAAAAAAAGGCCCGUGCCCAAAUGCUGCAAAAUCCAAUCUCCCCAAGCCAUGUCAAUCUGGACUUCGUCCUCCUGGCUAUUCACGCUUGCCAGCAGCUAAGCUGGCAGCAUUUGGUUUUGUCCGGAGCUCGAGUGUAUCCUCUGUCUCAAGCAACCAGUCAAAUGACAGCGUUCAGAGUGAUCAAAGCAGAACAACCAACCGUUCAAACUUUGGCAGUGAAGAGCAAACCCCUCCUAAGGCAUCUGUGCCUUCUAAAGAUUUACCCAAGGGGACCAGUAGGACUGCACUGCAGGUAUCAACCAGCACAGCAACUCCCCGCAGGAGUUUACUUCCAGCACCGAAAACUACCAUAACACCUGCUGGUUUGAAGAAAGAAGUACAAAAAGAUCAAGAUGCAAAUAAACCCACAGUGUCAUCCCCUAAGAGAUUAGCAGUAUCAACCACCAAGCUCCAUUCACCAGGAUACCCUAAACAAAGGGCAGCUGUUCCAAGGAAUGGAUUUUCCACCAAGGCAGAUCUGCAGACUCGAGAGACUGAACGGCAGUUCAUCCAGCAGCUGAAGGAAAAGUGUGACAAGCAGUCCAGGCAAUUUAGCUAUAUUCAAGAGGAACUUAAAAGAGCCAGUCGUGGCUUCGAGGUCUUCGCUAUAACAACACAGCAUUUCUUUUGUAAGAAUGAAAGUGCCCUUGUGAAAGAAAAGGAGCUAUCAGUCGAGCUUGCAAACAUCAGGGAUGAAGUUGCCCUCAACACAGCAAGAUGUGAGAAAUUACAAAAAGAGAAGGAGGAACUGGAGAGAAGGUUUGAGGAGGAGGUGAGGAAGCUGCAUUGGCAACAGCAAGAAGAGCUGCGUGCCCUUGAGGAGAGGUUGCAGUUACAGUACAGGGGUGAAAUGGACCUCUUGCAAGAGGAACACAGACUUCAACUUGUGAGGAUCAAGUGUCAGCACCAGGAACAGGUAGAAGAUAUUUCAGCCACUCACGAAGCUACAAUGUUAGAGAUGGAAAACAGUCACACAGUUGCCAUUGCAGUACUCCAGGAUGAUCAUGACAACAAAGUUCAAGAACUGAUGUCUGCCCAUGAACUGGAAAAGAAAGAAUUGGAAGAGAGUUUUGAAAAACUGCGGCUGUCACUCCAGGACCAAGUAGAUACCCUCACCUUCCAGAGCCAUUCUCUAAGGGACAAGGCAAAGCGAUUUGAAGAGGCAUUAAAGAAAAACACUGAAGAGCAACUAGAGGUUGCACUAGCUCCAUAUCAGCACUUAGAAGAAGAUAUGAACAGCCUGAAGCAGGUUUUGGAAAUGAAGAAUCAGCUAAUUCAUCAACAGGAAAAGAGGAUCAUGGAACUGGAAAAGCUGGCUGAAAAAAAUACAAUAUUGGAAGAAAAAAUUCAGGUGCUGCAACAGCAGAAUGAAGACAUGAGAGUCCGGAUUGAUCAAAAUACCGUUGUGACAAGGCAGUUAUCUGAGGAAAAUGCUAAUCUUCAAGAAUACGUGGAGAAAGAAACCAAGGAAAAGAAGAGGUUAAGCAGGACUAAUGAAGAGCUGCUUUGGAAGCUCCAGACAGCGGAGCCCAUGAGCCCCGUUAAACUGUCUCCUACGUCUCCUACACCUAUUUAUCGCUGUUCAUCGGGACCUCCUACUCCCGCAAAAGUCAGCACAGUGCCAAGAUGACCGCUCCACGCGGCUGCAGACGUUAACUGGGCUUUUACACAUUUUUCCAACCCGCUGAAUGUGAUCAUCCAAGAAAGUAUUAACAACCAUAGACACCUAGGGUUGGUUACUGCAAGCAUGCUCUGUAGCUGCAUAAGUGUAAGCUAGGCAGUGUACUAUUAUCAUUCCAGUAUAGACGCUCCCGGUACUGGCACACUGAUGUCUUAGAGUAGUAUAACCAGUGUAGUCUGAUGUGUAAACAUUUUGCCAUGGUUAGAGCUGAAAGAAAGAAAAUACUACUACUGAUGGUUCAUCAAAAUGAACCUUUGCUGCAGUGGUUCAGGUUAGUUACAAACAGUUCACGUUUUGAAUAUCUAUAUAUGUAUGUGUGUUUAUAUAUAUAUGUAUGUAUUGUACCUAUAUAGGUGUAUAUAUCGACACACACAACAUAUAUGGAGUUGAAGAUGUUCUGAAUUGCAUUUUUUAUAUUAUUGGAUACUCUACUAAGUGCUGAUAUAUUUUCAUGAUGGUCAGCAGUUUUGUAACUUGUGCCUAAGACUUAUAGCUAAAUGAAAUGCAUUUCUGUCAAGCCUCCCAGGAAUAUUUCUACCCAAAAUAGAAGAAAGUUACUUAGAAAUAGAAGCGCCUUCCAAACUACCACCAAGUGGUACACUGUAUAACGUGAACACCAGCGACAUAGAGAUUCUGAAAUAGUACUGCCUUCAAAACAAUCACCUCCAUACUCAAUGCCAGAUAAGGUCACUCAUUCCAGUCUCCAAAUUACAAUUAUUAUUAGCAUCAAUAUUGUGAAUGGAUGUAGGAUAGAGACCAAAACCUGGAGGGUUUUAGCAUGUUCCAUACAAUUUAUUUGAUGGAGUGACUCCAUUUUACUCUCUCAAAUCCUAGUUAGCCUUUUUAUUUUUAACUGAACACUUUUGGAAGCACUCAGAAUCUAUAACAAAUCCAGUCCCGUGUUAUUUUAUUUCAAGCCCCAGAAAGACGAAAAAAAAUAUUUGCUGUGACCUUGACAUUUGGCCAAAAGCAUUAAUCCCCUAGUCGGAUAUUCUAAGCAUUUAGAUCCAGUUUGCCUCAGGGUACAGGGGAUCCUGCACAUACUAGACUAACGUUUGCCCUUGUUAAUGGCCAGGAGAACCCCAGGGAAGAUUUGUGGGGGCCACAUGGAUCCAACUGAGGCCAGAAUUUGGUCCCUCAACAUAUAUUUUGAGGCCAAACUACCUUAAACCUCCGCCUUCCAGGCAAAAUGCAAAUACUCUUAGGUUUCCCUGUUAUAUUAACCCCCUUUGCUGCACCUGUUAACCAUGCAUGUGUUGCAGUGGCAACUUUCCGUGCCGUGCCUGUCUAGACCAGAUGGACUGUCACGCCAUACUGAGUGAGCAUGCUGGUUUCCCAGGGGCACAGCACCUCAAACAUCAGUUAGAAUGAGAAGGGGUUAACAGUAUUUCAUCUGGAUCCUGGGUACAGGUAGGGAACUGCACAAAGCCAGGCAAGGUCCUGUUGUCUUUGAUGUUCUCUAAAUGUGGGUUCCAGCAUUUGCAUCAGAUUUGUUUGGAUUAGACUGUGAAAGCGUUUGAUGUAGCGCAGCAGCAGGUUAGGUGUGUGAGUCACCCACAUGACAGCAAAAUGUUUUUUUUUUAAAUGAUGUGAUGCUUUUAUUUUCCAUUUCUGGCAAAGACCCUGCCCAUUUUCCUGCCCAUUCACAGAGCGCACUGCGUGCUCCAGGACCUGACCCAGUUACAGCCAGGAUGUAAAUACCGACAAAAUAUUCCAGGGUCAAGAAGCAGUGGGAAAGAGCUGUUGUGACAAGGUGUGUAUACAGAGAAUGACUCGCAUGGAAGCAGGCAGGAAGGCAUUUACUCCAGCAAACAUGCGCGUUGUUUGCACUUGAAAUAUGCUUCAGCUUUCCUGGGAUGUAUUCAGAAUGCUCAGGCUGCAGCUUAAGUACAGCCAGCUUCGAUCUAAGUGGCUUUGGCCCAUCCCAAGAUGUAAAAAUUAGGUUAAUUUUUUUUUUAGAGAAAUUUAUUUUUGUAGCAGUUUUGCAUGAUAUUAUGAUACUGAGUACAUUGAACAUCUUAUUAGACUAGACCAGGCCAUAUUUGACUAACACUGUCGAAAUACAUUACUAGCUUGUAUGUGUUCAGCAAGUACACCCUGAAAGUAGGAGAGUUGUUGAAGAAGAAAAACCACUAUCGCUAUCAUUUUGGUCACUUUCAUACCGCACUUGCUAAAUGCACAGGUACUCUGCAAUACCUACUUCAUUGUUAUGUUCCAGGCUGGGGCAAUGUGUUCUAUUACAGUACGAAUUGUUACCAUGACGUUAAUCUAAAUUAUCCCAUGGGUGACUCACUAAAACGUUAUACUGUCCCGAUCUGAGCUGGCUGAGCCAAUCUGUUUUCCUUCAUCAUUUCUCUGUUUACGGUGCUUUACUCAUCCUUUUGUCAGCUAAGCGCACAUGCAAUGGAUGCUCCUAGCAAUGAAUUGGGAGUUGGGGCUUUAGUGGUGGGUAGACUGGGCUGCCAGCGAUCCCAACAUCAUUUCCAUUCUCCCUGUCUUACAAUAGUCACUUCCUGAUGGUGUUUGAUACUGGAUGCUGAUGCUUCCAUCCAUGUGACUACAGGUGGCUGCCAGGGGCUUCUCUUCCCCAUUCAUCCGGUUCCCUGCGGGAGAGGGGGGAGCUGCCUGGGGCUUCCCGUCUCCCGGCUUGCUCCCUGCCAGAGCUAGGCAUCCUUGUCAAUUUCACACCUCAGCUAUGAAAUUGACAAGGCUGCCUAACUCCUGGCAGAGAGUGGUCAGGGAGGGGGCCCACUGGGGCUUCUGGCCCUGGCUGCUGGCUGGGAGCAGGGUCUGAAGCCCCCCACCCCGCCCAGCUUCUGGCCCCGGCUCUCAGUCAGGAGCGGUGUCCAGCCACCCAGCGGAGCGGGGAGAGCUGGACUCUAGCUGGGGGUGGAGUUAUUAUGUCGGUGUAGUAGGGCACUUACAUCAGUGGGAGGACGGCUGUAGUGUAGACACUAACAUUAUUAGGUUGACAUAAGCUGCCUUAUGUUGACUUAAUUGUGUAGUGUAGACCAGCCCUCCGCAGCAAUAUACCACUAGUGAGCCUUUCCCUGACCAGUAAUAAGCAUAUCUCCCUCCAGUAUUAUCCAUAAACCAAGCUUUCUUAAAUGGCAGUGGAGAACACUGCCACUCUGUCAUAUAAUCUUGUUUCCUGACCUAGCACCCUCCGCUUUCUCUGCCCACACUUCCACUUACAAACGCUAACAUCUGCUGGCAUGAAGGGUUGGUAAGGGAGAUGUAACUGUCUGGUGCAAGAAUGGCAUUGAAGUGAAUGCAGUAAGAGCCAAACCUUUUUCCUCGUGCACCAGAAUUCCCACUAAAAUUUCAGUGAAAAUCAUAGGUGCACUAGGAAGCUAGUACCCAGGUCUGUGGGUUGGGGAAAAGAUUUUGUUUUCGGGACCUGGAUUUGUUUACUGGCUGAACUUCAGGCACCAGCACAUUUGUGGCUGACUUGGCUGAUCUUUCAUCUGCCAUCGUUAGGGUGUCGGCUGAAAUGAUAGGAAAUGUACUGGCAUCUGGAUAGGAUUUAAAAAGCAGAAGCAGCAGGAUUUUGAUAAUUCAUCACUAUCUAUUCAAAGGAAAAGUCAGUGGGGACCUAUCCUCUAUACCAAUCCACAAGAAAAGAGCAAAUUGUUAGGGGGGAAAUUUACACCUGUGCAAAGAAGAACCAGCUCAGAGCCCUGUAAACUCAAGUAAGACGCGUGGAGGAGCUAUUGGGUGAAGAGGGGACAAGGACAGUCCUGCUGUAUAGGAGUUCUUUAUGCACACUGAAAAUGGGGGUGCCCAGAGAUCUGUGAUUACAUGGAUUCAGUGACCCUAACAACCCUAUUUUAAUCCUUGGGUUUAAAUAGCAGCCUAAUGGGGCACUGCUACAAAUCCACAGGUUGCCUGUGGGCUGGGUUGGUAAAAUGCAUCGCCGCUAACUCCACAACACAGGCUUUUUUCAGGAGAGAUGAAUUUCACCCUGUUACAGCAGCAUUUCCUGAUGCUGUGACUGCAGGCCUGCGAAGACACUUGGGGAGGAUUACAGUUUAUUGGGUGAAUUUAUCUAUAUUUUGCAGCCAAUGUAAAUAGCAGGAUUUUCAAGCACAUAACUAGGGUGCAUAAUAUGGCCUAGACAGUAACAAAAUGUGGGAAUUCACUUUGAAAACAGAUGUCAAUACAUUAUACCAAAACAGCAGCAGGCUAGCAAAGCAUUGUGAUUGUAGCUGGAGUUCUCACCCUGUCGGCGCAUGCUCUAAACGUUGGGUAGUAUGGGGCUGUUCAUGCAUUGUGCCUCAAUACCUGAACAGUAAAUGUUCCACUUACAAAUAAACCUUACUGGCUAGUGAGGGCUGAAUAAGGAUUGUGGGGAGAGGGACUAUCUUUUACAAGGCAAGUGCUCCUGAGACUUAAUUAUGGAGGAACUCUCGAUUCCUCCGCUUGCUCUCCUCAUUAACCCACACUGUGAGAAUACAAAGUAAAAGCUGUCAAACCAUUCUUUGAUUUAGCCAGCCCUGGACCCACUAAUCAUUAGUUUCUGCAUCUCUCAAAGGGCUACAGAGUGUAUACUUUUCCUCCACAGCAACUAUCCAUAAAGACAGCUAUUUAGCUACUAAAAGUGACUUUAUUUUUAUAUUGGAAGCCGUCCAAUAGAAAGUGAAACAACAAUUUUACAAUAAAGGAACCAAAAUACACACCUGAACUUCAGUGGGCUUUGGGGAUGCUCGGCAAUUCUGCUAAUCAGGCUAGUUUAACAUAGAUGCUUAAAUGUGGGUUUUACGAACUUUAGGCAUCCAGGUUUGAACAUUUUGGCCUAAGUUUUUAAUUCAAUGCACAUAAUUAUGGCUGUACUAUAAACCUCUGAAAACCACAUUUUAUAAUGGAAAAGCCUUUAACUAUGGAAGGAUAAAAUAAAUCCCUCUUUUCCUCCACCUCUACUGCAAACUCAAACAGUCCAGUAGCUAAAGCAGAAUUACCUUCACUUCUAUAGGUCACUAGGUCCCGCUUUCAUUAAUAUGACUAAGCCACAGGGCUAGCAUCUGAAAUGAGAUUCUGUCCUCAUGUUGGUGGGGGGCUCAGAAGCCAGGUUUUGGUUCAGUCCAUUUGUAGGACAUAGCAAGAGGAAGUUGGCAAGACUAGUCGGAUUGCUCCCAGUCAUGGCACAUCACUUUAGGCCCAAAUUCAUGACUGGUUUAUGAAUAGCAUUCUACUUUAGUUUUCAUUUAGUUUGUAAGUACUGAGCAGGUGAAAUGAUCAGUGUUGGGCUCAGCGAUGGGUAGGGUGGGGGUGGGGGGUGCAACAUUGGUGGCACAGGGCCUGUAGGUAGCACACUUUAUGUGAUUAUUCUUCCACUCCCUUUCCCUUACAGAGAUGAUUCAGCCAGGCAGGUCAAUGAUACUUGAUUAUUGCUAUUACCUUUUAGAUAGCAAAAGGAUGUAGGUGACAUAUGCAUAGGGAGGAAUUACUCCAGGGACCAUUGCUCUAUAAAAAAAAAAAAAAAAAAUUGUCACAAUUGCUCUAUAAAAAUACAACUGCAAGCUUAUUUGGGGGCGUGGCCUUAAGCGUAUUUAUUAUCUCUACUGCAGCAGCACCCAAAGGAUCCUAUCAGACUGAAGGCUCCAUUGUAGUUGCUGUACAAAUACAAAUUAAGCCAUGGCCUCUGCCCCAUGGAUGGUCCCUGGAGAGAGUUUUUAAACAGCCCAUCCACCCCAACCACCUUCAAAUUCCUCCCACCCAACAAGUGUCUUCCUCAGAAAGAAUGAGCAUGUGAAGCAGGGCCUCCUUGAGACCAUAGCCAGCUGGUGGGCAACCUCACUUAUGGCUUGUCUAUACUUCUGGCUAAAUCAGCAUUGCUGCGAGCGAUGCAGUGGUGUUGAUUUAGUGGGUCUGGUGAAGACAAGCUAAGUCGAUGGCAGAAUGUUCUCCCAUUGAUAUCUGUACUCCACCUCCCCGAGAGGCAGAAGGUAAGUCAGUGGGAGAGCAUCUCCCAUUGACAUAGUGUGGUGUAGACACUGCUGUCAGUCGACCUAAGUUCCAUCAACUUCAGUUACUUAACUGCAGUCGCGUAACUUAGGUCGACUGACAGCUUUAGUGUACACCAGCCCUGAGAGGCAAGUGAUGAAAAAGAGUCAGAGAGCAACAAAUUCUUUCUUGUCUCUUUUUUCUUCACAUCUGUCUGUGGGACAUGAGCAGUGUUUGAAUUCUUGCAACUAAGAAAUUUGCAUAAAUCAAAUCAGUAGAUAAGUUCCUGCAUUUCACUGAAAUAAUUUGCUUACAAUAAAUCAGCAGGUACCUAAUGGUUAAGUUCAUUUUUUGGUGAGAAAACAAACAAAAAACAAAAUCAGGUAUUUUAUGUCUCUGCACUGAUUGCAUUUGUGUCCUGUGGACACACUGAGGAUCCUUCUGUAAAGUUUUUCCCAUGCAGUAGGAGUUCUGUAGUCUGAUUUAAUACGUGGUUAAUGAAUUACAGGAAAAGUUUGUAUUAUUUCUGUUAUGAUGUACAGAUGAGUGUAAUAUAUUCCUGAUAAUAAAUUCAUGCUCCAGCACAAAUAUGGAUGGAAGCAUGCAAACUGG
Messenger RNA from Malaclemys terrapin pileata, 10815 nucleotides. RefSeq names its product microtubule associated scaffold protein 2 (gene MTUS2). Gene Ontology annotation, molecular function: microtubule binding. The transcript is spliced from 14 exons. NCBI's taxonomy places the organism in Eukaryota, Metazoa, Chordata, Testudines, Emydidae. The coding region runs from base 1 to 4209 and encodes 1402 amino acids. Gene Ontology annotation, cellular component: cytoplasm; nucleus. The record is from RefSeq and is a predicted model, not a curated record.